AAUAGAUAAAACAAGGUUAAAGUCAUAAACGAACUUUGAUAUGUUUUUUUGGACAAAAAUAAUUUGUUAGCCGUUUAUAAAAUUAACCCUACAAAAUAAAGUACUUUACCUACUAUGUUAUUUCCCUCCAUUUUGCAAAAAAAAAAAAUUACAUUUGUGAAGAUCAUGUUCUUGACAUGAUGAAGUUUAAGUGUAGUUGGUCAGAUUGGUGCGCCAAGGGUGUGUUACAACUACAAAUUUGCAAAUCUUUUUGCAGCUAAAAAUUGUUGACAUGCUGUUCAACAGCGAAAUCGAAGAGACUAUAUAGGAUUGAUCUUGUUAUGUUUUUAGUUGAAAGAAUUUAGGUGUACAAACCCCAUUAAUUAAAGAAGAAACUCGGUUGCAUAAUCCUAUCAUGGAUUCCGGGAGCCAAGAUGAAAUCGAGGAUUUGUCAUCUUUAUCUCCUCCUCCAGUGGGUCCCAUGCACAUAACAGGCAACAAUGGGUUUGUUCAUAACUUGGAUUUAAUGGCUGCUCAGACUUACCUUAGAAACAGAUCAAGCUCUCAGAUCGAUAUCCAAGAUGACGCCUUCCCUAUCAAAGAUCGUCCACUUCCCAUUUUCCUAAAGUUUGAAGAUAUAGAGUUUAAGGUGAAAGUGAGCAAGGCGACACCGGGGAAUCCAGUGAAGGCGGUGAUGUCGAAGGUGGUUUUGCAGGGGAAGAGUGAAGAAGACAACAAUUAUAAGCAGAUAUUGAAAGGCAUAACCGGAAGCCUUGGCCCCGGUGAAAUCCUUGCUUUGAUGGGUCCUUCCGGUAGUGGAAAAACAACGCUGUUGAAGGUGAUAGGCGGGAGAUUAGGUGAAAACGUCAAGGGAACUGUCACUUAUAAUGAUGUUCCCUACAGCCCAGCUCUUAAAAGAAGGAUUGGAUUUGUGACACAAGAUGACGUGCUCUACCCGCAAUUAACAGUGGAGGAAACUUUGAUUUUCGCUGCAUUUUUAAGACUUUCGGGCAGCAUGAGCCAAAGGCAGAAAUACGAAAGAGUGGAGGUGAUUCUUAAGGAAUUAGGACUUGAAAGAUGUCGUAAGACACGAGUAGGAGGAGGAUUUAUUAGUGGCAUUUCGGGGGGUGAAAGGAAACGUACGAGCAUAGGAUACGAGAUCCUCGUUGAUCCUUCACUUUUGUUGCUUGAUGAACCAACUUCAGGCCUUGAUUCAACAUCAGCAAAUAAACUUAUACAGAUUCUCAGAGAAAAUGCCAAGGCAGGGAGGACAAUCAUCACAACAAUCCACCAACCAUCAAGUAAAAUGUUUCACAUGUUUGACAAAAUCUUAUUGAUAUCAGAAGGCCAUCCUAUGUACUAUGGAAAGGCAAGAGAAUCAAUGAGCUAUUUUUCAUCUCUAAGGUUCAUCCCCGAUAUACCCAUGAACCCCGCGGAGUUUUUGCUAGAUCUAGCAACCGGUCAAGUAAAUGACAUUACUGCCCCUGACGAUAUCGUGACUCCUAAAGGCACUAGUGAAUACGAGAAGGCCGUCAUCAAAUAUGUUCAAAACAGGUAUAAAAGUGAACUGGAGACGAAAGAGAAAGAAGCAAAUCAUAGAACAGGGAAGGCACCAGAACAUCUUAGAUUAGCGAUUCAAGUGAAGAAAGAUUGGACGAUAAGUUGGUGGGAUCAGUUUUUGAUAUUGUUCAAGAGAACAUACAGAGAAAGGUGGAGAGAUUACUUUGAUAUGCUAAGAAUAGUUCAAUCUCUUGGAGUUGCAGUCUUGUUAGGGCUUCUAUGGUGGAAAUCUAGCUUUGCCACCGAGGCUCACCUUAGAGAUCAGAUUGGGUUGUUGUUCUAUGUGUGCAUUUUCUGGACAUCUUCAUCGAUAUUUGGAGCGGUGUAUGUGUUCCCAUUUGAGAAGUUCUUUCUGGUGAAAGAAAGAAAGGCUGAUAUGUAUAGGCUGAGCGCCUACUAUGCGUGCAGCACUUUGUGUGACAUGAUCGCUCACGUUACUUACCCAACUGUUUUCAUGUCCAUUCUUUAUUUCAUGGUUGGAUUCAAGAAAACCCUGCAAUGCUUCUUCAUGACAUUGGCAGCCGUCUUAUUAAUAGCCAUAACAAGCCAAGGUGCAGGAGAAAUGUUUGGAGCUGCAGUGAUGAGCAUUAGAAGGGCAGGAAUGGUUGCUUCUUUAAUACUCAUGUUGUUUCUUCUAACAGGCGGUUACUAUGUUCAGCAUAUACCAAAAUUUAUGCAAUGGAUGAAGUACAUAUCAUUCAUGUACCACGGAUUCAGGCUGCUAAUGAAAGUACAGUACUCGGGUGAUGAUUUAUACGAGUGUGAAAGCAUCGGGGGAUGCAAGUCACUGCAAACUUCACCCUCUUUUGACACAGUCAACUUAAAAGGAGGCUGGAAAGAAGUUUGGAUACUGCUAGGAAUGGGUCUCGUGUAUCGUGUCAUGGCUUAUAUUUGUCUUCGUCAAAAGAUUAGCCUAAUUAAUCUUUGAUUAAUACCUCAAAUAAGAUUUCAUUAAGCAUCCAUUACCAUUUUGUUGUAUGACUAAUCACACAAGUUACAUAUACAUCUACUUUCACAAGUGAGAACCCAUGUCCUUUUAUGGGCCUUAUAAAAUGGAUACAUAUAUCUAGUACCUCCCCUCAAGUUUUGGGAUACUUCACUUCAUUCGGUUCCUAAAUUUGUAUUUUAAAUUAAACAUAGAAAAUAAAUCUCAAACAUAUGUAUUAGGUUGUAUACAAUAUUACAAUGCACAUAUUUAAAACUUAAUACUAUUAGUUUUAGAUUUUAAAGUUAAAACUCAAUUGAAAAGCAUAAAGAUUAGUUAUUAUAGUUCACUGUAACUUUGACGAUAUAUACGGUAAUUGUUUCUUUUUUACUUAAUGGGUUAUCGUGUUACCCACUUAAUCGGACAACUAUACAUGUUUGUUUAUUUUUUACUUGAUCCGGAUAAAAUGGCUUAAUGGAUUGAGCUAAAAAGAAAAUUUGCUCAGUAUAUUAACUACUAAAACUAACUUUUUACUUGCCUUCCCCACUUUUUUUUUCCACCAAACUCCUCUCAUGUAAAAUAUUAUGAAUACCGUUAAUAUUGAUGAAAAUUAUGAAAUUUGUUUUUUAGAAUGUAAGAAUAAAAUGGUUAUUAAGAUGAUUCACUAGGUAUAGAAAAAAAAUAGCAGACAUACAGGGAUGAGCUCUGUUCCAAACCGGUUAGAACCAAAACCGAAGGAGCCCAAAGCAAGAACCGAUGCUAUUGCGAAUUAAAGGGUGUCCGUGGACACCCUCGAGCUUGUAAAGUUUUUCAUUGUUUAUAUAAGAAAAUCAAGAUAGACCCAUAUUAACAAUCUAGGUGGACACUAGUGAUCACAAAACAAACAAUUAAAGAUUGUUUUGUAUUUUUU
Molecule: messenger RNA, 3374 nt
Organism: Lactuca virosa
Lineage: Eukaryota; Viridiplantae; Streptophyta; Magnoliopsida; Asterales; Asteraceae
Source: the annotation of a GenBank genome assembly